CACUUAUCUAACCUUUGUUUCUCAGUCGAGCUACGGUCUGAGUCGAUUGUUGUUUCGUUCUGUUUGAAGGAUUGAUCGAUGUUGUCGUAAGAACUAAGAUAUGAAACACUUCUAUAUAUUUUGGUUGAAUUCAUUUGGUAAGCACGUUCAUAGUUCAUUUUAAAAGUAGAGCUUCACAUUAUUUUAUUAUUAUUUUCUUUAAAACCUUGCUUAUUGACUUGCUGCCAAGCGCAAUAUUUUACCUAUCUUUUCGUGCGCAAUAUUGUCCCCAUCUUUUCGCCAAGCUACUCUUAUUGAACUUACUUAAGCAAAAACAACAUGCACCUUGUCUGGGUUUUGACCCUAACGGAACCAGGGACAAAACACGCAAAUGACGCCAGGGUGCUAUCUCUCCAAAUUAGCUGCAGCGUUCAUGCAGAAAGUCGUUGAAUUAUUUGGAAAGGAUAAAUGCAGGCUUCAAUUGCUUUACAAAGAUUGAAAUUAAACAUUAUCAAGAAAUGUGUGAUACUAUUACUUUAUAGUUUAUAUUAUAGACUCCCUAAUUUAUGUUAGGAAAUAUUUCUUUUCAAAAUGAUAGUUUUAUGUUUGUAAAAUAAACUCUGACUUAAAAAGUAGUCUACGAUUAAUACAUAGACCUACGCUCUUUAGGUCUCUUUUAUAGUUUUAUAUCAUGAACAUCAAUGUCCAAAGUUUGUUGACCCCUCAGCCCGCAUCCCGGAAUUUCCUGCGAGCGCCAUGUGUAGACAGUUCAUAAGCUUGCUGGCAGACAGCAGCAAGGAAGACAGUUAAGUUCAUCAACUUGUUGGCAGACAACAGCCAGGAAGGCGGUUUACAAUUAUGUCAACGGACAACGGCUAGGCAGUCAGUUCAUCAACUUGAAGGCAAUGGCUAGGAAGAAAGGUCAUUAGUUUUUUUCUGCAGACAGUAGCUAGGAAGACAGUUCAUCCGUGUGUUUGAAGACACUCCCGCCCUUAAGUAAAUGUAAUUUAUGCCAUGAUUAAUUUUUCAUUAAUCUUUGGUGGUCAAAGUGUUGUGGACAAGACUACGGCCGAAGAAGGGCAGACGUUCACCAUUACAUGUGAACACCUCCUUGUCAACGGGACCGUUCCGAAUUGCAUGUUUGCUUUCUCAGACGUGUACAAAUGGACCGGUCCUCAAAGCGUCAGAAAAUUCAUUUCGCUUCCCGACAAGCUAGUUAUAGACGUAAGAUCAUAUUGUAAAUUACUUGCAAACAGUCUGAUUUCAAAUUACUGCACGCCCAGCUUCUCACGUAAUGAUCAAGUAAAAAUAAUAAGUGUCGGAACAACCAUUUUUAAAAACGUAAAACAAAUUAUACCUCAUAUAUCACCCCCUAUUUUAUAGUGUAAAAUCUCAUCAACCAUAUAACAAAACAUUAAACGUACUUCACAGUGUAAUAGAUAGCACAUACAUUUCACUGUGUAAUGCAUCAUACACAUAACUAUUCAUCGGAGUAAAAAAUCAAUUUUUGACAUGAAAUUCCUGAAGGUUGGACAAAAGAUUGCAAGAACCCAAGGCAAAGUUUAGGCGUCACCCAGUUUCAGUGCAAGCUAGUCGUGAGAGAAGCAAAGGUUUCCGACAGUGGCCAGUAUGGAUGUGCAAUAGGCCUUCUUUGCACGCAAGGUCAUGGCACUAAUUUUUAUGGCCUCUCCGAUGUUGUUGUCACGAAACAAGUGUAAUAUGUACUGUUUUGAGUGUCGUUUGUUCCUAUAAGUCUCGAUGUUUCUUAUGUUACUAUAAGUCUCAAUGUUUCUUAUGUUCCUAUAAGUCUCUAUGUUUCUUAUGUUCAUAUAAGUCGUUUCGUAUGUUCUUAUAAGUCUCUAUGAUUCAUAUUUUCCUAUAAGUCAUUAAUAGUGAGGUCCUAAUGCGUGCGAAUACCCAAAGCAUGUUCACAAUCCUUAGUGAAAGACGCCUGAGAUGGCUAGGUCAUGUUAAAAGAAUGAAUCCCGGCCGCAUUCCGAAAGACCUCCUAUAUGGUGAACUUGCUUCGGGAAAGAGGAAAAUAGGUCGCCCACGUCUGAGAUUUAAAGAUGUAUGUCAAAGGGACAUGAAAGCAGCCAAAAUACAUACCAGUGACUGGGAGUAAAAGGCAGAAGACCGAUCUACGUGGCGCACAGUUGUCAAGGAGGGCGUCAUGGUAGCCGAGGAGCGAAGAAUGGUAGAGGCUGCAGACUGAAGGGCUAGGAGAAAGGCCAAAACAUUUAGUAGCACGGCACUCAUGUGUAUAAGUUGUGGUAGAGACUGUAACUCGAGGAUAGGACUGCACAGCCACUCGAGAAAAUGCAACCCAACCCAACGGUGAUGCACCAUCGUCUCACGAGACGGAAGGAUGCCGAUGAUUAUGAUUCUUAUGUUCAUAAAAGUCAGUAUAUUUCUUAUGUACCUAUUCGAUGUUUCCAUGCGUAUCAUAAACAUUUCAUACAUUUUAAAUUGAUAUCAUAGUAGAACAUGCAUGUUCUUCAUGUAAGAUUCUAUCAUAAGAUUAAAUACAACAAUGCUAAGUUUAACAGAUACGAUCAUAGCACUACAUGCAACAAUACCAAUCAUGGCAGAUACUAUGACAGUACCACAUACAAAAGUAACAAUCGUGACAAAUACUUUAGAGGCAUUUGUUAUGUAUGACACUUUUUUCCCGUGCGUGAACUUUGCUUGAACCCUAGCACACGCUACGUCCAUAGAUGGGCGUAGCCUAUUCCUUUGAUGUAUCUUGUUUCUACCGCCUUUCCAAUUAAACAGGGUCUCCUAGUAUUUUGUAGAAUGUUUGCGAUUGUUCUAGAAAUGUAAACAAAUGCUGAGUAGCUUCUGGAAGGUAGGGCUUACGCGUCGGUAGACCCACAUGUAUAUAAGGGAUUGACAGAUACGGAGAGACGGAGAUUCAGAUAAAUAUUUUUAACUUUACGAGGCAUGUAUUAUUCUUUGUGAAUUUGUGUGCUCAUAUGUGUUUAUUUCGCAUUCAUCAUUAUUCAUUGGCACAUUGUAUUAAUUGUGUACGGUAAAAGAUCUACCAGAUUUUCAGAUGCUCUGUACGUUGAUGAUUCGUAAUUAUAUUUAUUUUGUUUUGUAAUAGUAUUAUUACAAAAUUAAAUCUUAUUAAUUGUAAUUGGUACUGUUUUGGGGGUCGUAAUUUUGCUAUUGCAUUUCUCUAUGAUAUCGUCCUUUGUCAGGCACUGUUUGAACGAGCCAUACAAUUAAAAAUAGGAGAUUAAUUUCUUACCAGAGAAGCCAGGGCGUAACAGCAUUGCAUACAAAACAACGAUAAUGGGAGGUAAUUUAAUGGCACCACAUACAAAAAUAAUCAUCAUGUUAGGUAAUAUGUUAGCAAUAUACAGAAAAAUUCGAAACGUGGCAUAUAUUGUUUUAUUGCACUUUAUGGAUGCCAGUCAUGACCAAUUCUCUCACGCUUCUACAUACAAAAAUACUAGUAGUACAUAUACUGUCACAUAACACUCAAAACAACAAGAGCAACAAUGACAGAGUCUAUCACAGCUCUACAAACAACGACACGAAUCAUGAAAUAUAUUAUCAUUGCAAUGAAAAUACAAGAAUAAUUAUGACUACUCUAUCAUUGCACCACAUUCAACAAUACUAAUAAUGACAUAUAUUAUAUUAUAGUACCACAUACAACAAUUGUAAUCAUGAUAACAUUUUAUCACAGCACUGCAUACUGUUGUACUACUUACAACAGUACUAAUCAUGACAUAUAUUAUAUCAUAGCACUACUUUGAGACAUCCCGCAUAUUCUAUAAACAAAACCACAUUGAAAUAUAGGCUUAAGUCAAAAAUAACUUCCGCACCUAUUGGAACAGUCAAUACAAAGGUGCGGAAAUGUAUCUAACAUUUUGUCUUUCUCCAGAGCCACUGUCUGUGUCGAAAGAUGUUUCAUUCUGUUUGAAGAAUGGGAGUCGCUUAGUCACUUCCUUGUUUGGUCACGUGAUGUGAGUAAGCCAUCACUAGGCUGCUACACACAACAAAAGAUACUUCAUCAGUGCUUCCCCAAUGUCAUGUUAAUUAAAAAUGUUACCUUUCGUAAUAUUAUGGAAUGCAAGCGUUUUUUAAAUGAAAUACAUAAAUGUGACAAUAAAUAUACGUCAGUUAUAAUUAAAGGAAGAAAGUUAUUUCAAGAAAAAUUUGUGAGCGAUAUUCGAUGGGAACUAUCAAUACUAUUAUCGGCAGGAUGUUGUUGAGCUCCGUGCGUCCUCAUGACGUCAUUUGCGUUUUUAUUCAAUAUUGAUGCAGGAGUCAUUCCCCUUUGUUUAUUUUAUUGUUAAUUUUCAUUGGACGAAAUGUAGUGUAGUCGUAGUGUGUAGCGGGCUACUGUUGUCAAGCACCUUGUGUUGUAUACAGUAUACCGGAAAUCUUACUCGUUUUUACUCACAUCACGUGACAAAAUAAUUGACUAAGCGACUCCCAUUGAUCGAUUUUGUCUUAAGAGCUAAGUUUAUGAAACACUUCUAUACAUUUUGGUUGAAUGUAUUUGGUAAACAUGCCCAUACUUUAUGUUGUAAAACGAAAGCUAUAUAUUAGUUUAUUAUUGUUUUAUUUAGAUCUUUGCUUCUGCCCGAAGUUUGGAUUGGGGAAGAACUUAAAGGAAAUAUCUUAUUAGAAGGAUUGGCUUCAUCAGUCAAUUCUAAGUCAAUACUUUCUGUAUUUAUCAGUCGAAUGUUCAACAGAUUGUCAGCAGACAUUAACUAGAAGACUAUCUGGACUAUCUUCAGACAGUGGCUAGGAAGAUAAUUCAUCGGUCUAUAUGCAGACUGUGGCUAUCUUAACUGAUAACUUAGAAGAGGUAAUCUACCACUUCAGCGUUGGCCAAGAAAAAAUCCAGUUAUUCUGAUUGGAAGGGCUAUUUAAACAACUAUUCUUAAAUUGGAGUCUGUAAAUAUUUUUGCUUCUGUAUAGAGGCUAUAAAGUUAUAUAGCACAAUACUAAUACAUUUAAAUACUUAUUACUGCCAAGCUACCGAUAUGCCAGGAAGAAAAAGAGAACACAAUUAUUAUUUUGUUUGAUCCAGAUAACGCGGAUGUCCACACACAGAAUGUUGAAAACGUGAAUGCUCACAAAGCGUAAACGGAACAGACAGUUUGGCACAAGAUGCUCCGGUGAUCUUUCCCCUUCAUAUUGACCUGGAUUCAUGCACCACAACCGUUUUCGUGGAAAUUAUGUUUUUUAAACUUCAUUGUCAACUUGGGGGAGAACUAUGCAUAAUUCCAUGUUCACACAUUAUCUACUAUUUCAAAAAAAAAAUUGUAAUAGUUUUUCUAAUUAAAAAAAAUUAAAAAUGGUCUAUUAUUAUGGGAAUGAAUAAGUACAACCAAUGUCAUUAAAAAUUAUAUAAGAAUAGUUGUUUAAAUAGCCCUUCAAACAGGAACAGCAGGGUUUUUUCUUGGCCGACGCUCAAUAGGUAGAUUACCUUAGAAGAUUACUUUUAAGAAAUAAACCAAAAAAUAAAGCAUAAUACGAUUGAAGUGCCCCUUGACCUACCUUAUCCCUAUCCCUAUCCCUAUCCCUAUCCUAACCCCAGGAAAUUCUAACUCAUGCCAUUAUCAAUUUUUCCCUAGUCUUUGCUGGUCAAAGCGUUGUGGACAAGACUACUGUCGAAGAGGGGCAGACGUUCACCAUCACAUGCGAUCACCUCCAUGUCAACGGGACUAUUCCAAGUUGCAGAUUUUCUAUGUUAGACGUCUAUGAGUUAACUGUUGAUGGAAUCACACAAAACAUCAUUUCACUCUCCGAUGGUGAAAUUAGUAAUGUAAGUUCGUAUUUCAAAUUCAUCGUAAUCGGCCUGAUAAAAAAUGACUGCACGUGAUGCUUCUCAUUCAAUGAUCACAUAAAAAUAAUAGGUGUCGGAAGAAAUUCGUUCCUAACGAAAAACAAAUUAUGGUUUUAUAUACCAGCCGUAUCUUAUAGUGUACCAACACCCAUCAAAUAAAGCAUCAGACAUAUUUCACAGUGUAAGAGAUACACCACCUAACAAAACAUAACACCCAUCAAAUAAAGCAUCAGACAUAUUUCACAGUGUAAGAGAUACACCACCUAACAAAACAUAACACCCAUCAAAUAAAGCAUCAGACAUAUUUCACAGUGUAAGAGAUACAACACCUAACAAAACAUAACACCCAUCAAAUAAAGCAUCAGACAUAUUUCACAGUGUAAGAGAUACAACACCUAACAAAACAUAACACCCAUCAAAUAAAGCAUCAGACAUAUUUCACAGUGUAAGAGAUACAACACCUAACAAAACAUAACACCCAUCAAAUAAAGCAUCAGACAUAUUUCACAGUGUAAGAGAUACAACACCUAACAAAACAUAACACCCAUCAAAUAAAGCAUCAGACAUAUUUCACAGUGUAAGAGAUACAACACCUAACAAAACAUAACACCCAUCAAAUAAAGCAUCAGACAUAUUUCACAGUGUAAGAGAUACACCACCUAACAAAACAUAACACCCAUCAAAUAAAGCAUCAGACAUAUUUCACAGUGUAAGAGAUACACCACCUAACAAAACAUAAACACCCAUAUCAAUGUGUAAUACAUCACACACAUUUCACACUGCAAAACAUCACACACAUUUCCCUGUGCAAAACACCAAAUCACAAUUCACUGUGCAAAACAUCACACACAUUUCACUGUGCAAAAAUUCACACACAUUUCACUGUGCGAUUCAACACUCAUAUUUCACUGUGCAAUACAUCACUCACAUUUCAAUGUGCAAUAAAUCACAUACAUUUCAUGGGAUUUUCAAUCAAGCGCAUUUCACUGUGCAAUAAUUCACACAUGUUUCACUGUGCAAUACAUCACUCAUAUUUCACUGUGCAAUACAACACUCACAUUUCACUGUGCAAUAAUUCACACACAAUUCACUGUUCAAGAUAACACUCACAUUUAACGGUACAAUGUAUCACCCAGAUUUCACAGUGAAAUGCAUCACACACAUUUCACUGUGUCAUACAUCACACAUAUUUCACUGUGCAGUACAACACUAACAUUUCACUGUGCAAAACAUCACUCACAUUUAACUGUGCAAUACAUCACUCAAAUUUCAAUGUGCUAUACAUUACCUUUAAAUUUCACUGUGCAUAACAUCAUAACAUCUCGAACAUUUUACUGUGCAAUAAUUCACACACAUUUUACCGUGCAAUACACUUAUAACAUUUCACUGUGCAAAAUAUUACACACAAUUCACUAUGCAAUACAUAAUACACACUUCACCAUUCAAUAAUUCACACACAUUUCACUGCGCAAUUCAUCAAUCACAUUUCACUGUGCAAUACAUCACACACAUUUCAUUGUGCAAUUAUGUACACACAUUUCAUUGUAUAAUACAUCAUUCAAUGUUGACUGUGGAAUGAAACCCACAAAUUUCACUGUGCACUUCAUCACACACAUAUUACUGUGCAAUACAUCACUCGCAUUUCACUCUGUAAUACACCACUCACAUUUAACUGUGCAAUGUAUCACUCACAUUUAACUGUUUAAUACAUUCAUACAUUUUUGACCCUUUAUUAAAUCACGCCCAUUUCAAUUUGUAAUACACCACACACAUUUGACUGCGUAAUACAUCACACACAUUUCACUUUGUAAUACACCACACCCAUUUGACUGCGUAAUAUAUCACACACAUUUCACUUUGUAAUACACCACCCACAUUUGACUGCGUAAUACAUCACACACAUUUCACUUUGUAAUACACCACAAACAUUUGACUGCGCAAUACAUCACACACAUUUCACUUUUUAAUACACCACACACAUUUCACUGUGUAAUGCAUCACACACAUUUCACUUUGUAAUACUACACACACAUUUCACUUUGUAAUACAUUACACAAACCUUCAAUUUGUUAUUCAUCAAACACAUUUCAAUGUGCAAUACAUCACACGCAUUUCAUUGUGUAAUACAUCACUCAUAUUUCGCUGUGCAAUACAUCACACACAUCGCAAUUUGUAAUACAUCACACACAUUUCACUGUGCAAUAGCUCACACAGAUUUCUCUUUGCAAUACAUCACACAUAUGUCACUUUAAAAUGCCUCAAACGCACUUCACUGUGUAAUACAUCACUCACGUUUCAUUUUGUAAUACAUCACACACAUAACAAAACAUCAGUGUACCAGGUAAUAUUAAAAUAUUAAUUUUGUUUAGGUCCACAUUCCUAGUCAUUGGACGAAAGAUUGCAAAAACCCCAAGCAUGACUACGAUUCCACACAUUAUCAGUGCAAACUAAUUGUAAACGACGCCAAGGUUUCUGACAGCGGUCAGUAUGGAUGUGAAAUUUCAGUUUAUUGCAUGGAAGGUGAUACCAUUACCUUGGCAGGCGUCUCCAAAAUUGCUGUCACAAAAGGUAAAGUAUGAAAAGACUGUAUUUUCUAAGUCACUUCAGUUAGUAUUGAUUGCAUUUUGUGUCACUGUUUGUGUGACGCGUUUGUGACAUCUUUGUUUUGAGACUGUAGUUUAGCAUGGUGACAUCUUUGUUCUGAGACUGUAGUUUAGCAUGGUGACAUCUUUGUUCUGAGACUGUAGUUUAGCAUGGGGACAUCUUUGUUUUGAGACAGUAGUUUAGCAUGGCGAAAUCAUUGUUUUGAGACUGUAUUUUAGCAUGGCGACAUCUUUGUUUUGAGACUGUAGUUUAGCAUGGGGACAUCUUUGUUUUGAGACUGUAGUUUAGCAUGAGGACAUCUUUGUUUUGAGACUGCAGUUUAGCAUGGGGACAUCUUUGUUUUGAAACUGUAGUUUAGCAUGGGGACAUCUUUGUUUUGAGACUGUAGUUUAGCAUGGGGACAUCUUUGUUUUGAGACUUUAGUUUAGCAUGGGGACAUCUUUGUUUUGAGACUGUAGUUUAGCAUGGGGACAUCUUUGUUUUGAGACGGUAGUUUAGCAUGGGGACAUCUUUGUUCUGAGACUGUAGUUUAGCAUGGCGACAUCUUUGUUCUGAGACUGUAGUUUAGCACGGGGACAUCUUUGUUUUCAGACUGUAGUUUAGCAUGUCGACAUCUUUGUUCAGAGACUUAGUUUAACAUGGUGACAUUUUCGUUUUGAGACUGUAGUUAAGCAUGGUGACAUCUUUGUUCUGAGACUUAGUUUAACAUGGUGACAUUUUCGUUUUGAGACUGUAGUUAAGCAUGGUGACAUCUUUGUUCUGAGACUUAGUAUAGCAUGGCGACAUCUUUGUUCUGAGACUGUAGUUUAGCAUGGGGACAUCUUUGUUCAGAGACUUAGUUUAGCAUGGCGACAUCUUUGUUCUGAGACUGCAGUUUAGCAUGGCGACAUCUUUGUUUUGAGACUUAGUUAAGCAUGGGGACAUCAUUGUUCUGGGACGUAGUUUAGCAUGGCGACAUCUUUGUUCUGAGACUGCAGUUUAGCAUGGGGACAUCUUUGUUUUGAGACUGUAGUUUAACAUGGGGGACAUCUUUGUUCUGAGACUUAGUAUAGCAUCGCGACAUCUUUGUUCUGAGACUGUAGUUUAGCAUGGGGACAUCUUUGUUUUGAGACUGUAGUUUAGCAUGGGGACAUCUUUGUUCUGAGACUGUAGUAUAGCAUGGGGACAUCUUUGUUCUGAGACUGUAGUUUAACAUGGGGACAUCUUUGUUCUGAGACUUAGUAUAGCAUCGCGACAUCUUUGUUCUGAGACUGUAGUUUAGCAUGGGGACAUCUUUGUUUUGAGACUGUAGUUUAGCAUGGCGACAUCUUUGUUCUGAUACUGUAGUUUAGCAUGGGGACAUCUUUGUUCUGAGACUUUGUUUAGCAUGGUGACAUCUUUGUUCUGAGACUUAGUUUAGCAUGGGGUCAUCUUUGUUCUGAGACUGUAGUAUAGCAUGGUGACAUCUUUGUUCUGAGACUUAGUUUAGCAGGGCAACAUCUUUGUUCUGAGACUUAGUUUAGCAUGGCGACAUCUUUGUUCUGAGACUUAGUUUAGCAUGUUGACAUCUUUGUUCUGAGACUGUAGUUUAGCAUGGGGACAUCAUUGUUCUGGAACGUAGUUUAGCAUUUCAAAAUGCUAAUAAAAUGAGGGCCUUCCACAAUGGUAGUUCAUUGGAAUAUUUGCCCUAAACACAUGUUGUGAAGUGUUACUGUUCUUCUUCUUCUUCUAUAUCUUAAGGGCCCGCGAUCAAUUUAUUGAUCAUUUUGGCUCCUAUAAUUUUCAAUCCAUCAAGUUGAUCUGCAGCUCAUGUAGGGCUUUGGCCUUCCUCACUACUUCUUUCAACUUAUACCUAAUUAAUACUUUUACUGUCCAUGUUUGGAUUCCUAGUUGUUAUAGAUCUUUUCCCCAUUUCAUCCAUCCAUUUAAUCUUCGGUCUGCUUUGAGCCGUUUCCCUUUGGGCUUUGGUGAUGUGCCCUUUUUACUCAUCUUUCUCUCAAAGUGCCCUAACCAGCGUAGCCUGCACUUUUUUUAUGUUUUGCUACUACCGUGGGAUCCUGAUACAGACUGUACAAUUCACGUUUGGUGAAAGGUCGUCUAGGGGUAGGUCCCGCUCCCAAAGGCCAGAGAAAGAAACAACACUAUCAGAUAAGAUCCUAAGCUACGUUUUCUUUCAUGCUUCAAAAUAACUUAACGAGAUGGUUUGAAAAAAAAAGGUAUCCUUUAAUUAUUUAUAUGUUGUGUUAAGACACAACGUGCACUAAACCAAAUAUUAACUAUAGUGAAAAAUGGAAAUUUCUUCAUCCAGCUUAACAAACCGCUCACUCAUUACUUUUAAACUAAUGCAUCCUGACGUCCAUAGCAAUUCUUCGCUCAUCACAAAAAUAUCACAGCCCCCGGAAAUGCUUCAUAGUGCAUUCAUGACGUAGUUAAUGUGUUGGAAUAUAUGGGGAAGUUUCAAAUGAAAAACAUCAUUGUUCACUGUUAAAAUCAUCAACCCCAACCCAGACACAUAACAUAAAUAUGCAAUAUGACCGUGACACGUCCCCCCUCACGAGUAACGUUAGGUGAAACCUAAUGUUUCGAGUUUAAGACGAAACAACGGUCAGUUCGUGUGUAUGUUAUGGUCAACCUAAUAUUCCGAUUAGAGAUUUAAAAAUAUCUAUAUUAAUGGGAAAAAAUAGCGUGAAAUGUCUCAAGUAAAACACCAUAUCUUCAUUCGUAAAUUUCAUUCAACUGUGGCGGGUGGUUAGAAUCGAUAUGACUGCCUCUGCGAGCCCCAACUGUGGCGGAUGGUUAGAAUCGAUAUGACUGCCUCUGCGAGCCCCAACUGUGGCGGAUGGUUAGAAUCGAUAUGACUGCCUCUGCGAGCCCCAACUGUGGCGGAUGGCUAGAAUCGAUAUGACUGCCUCUGCGAGCCCCAACUGUGGCGGAUGGUUAGAAUCGAUAUGACUGCCUCUGCGAGCCCCAACUGUGGUAGAUGGCUAGAAUUGUGUAAAAUAAUAUAUUUUUUAACACUAUAAAUUGGUAAAAAUUCAUUUUUAAAGUUUUUAUUUUUUGCCGAUUCGUAUACUUACGAAAGUUAGCGAACACUUCAAUCGGCGUGGAAUAAUGACUGUGUGUUUCUGACCUAAACAUAGGGCCAUCUCACUUUCGGCGCAUCCAUCUUGAACUUUUAAUAAAGCACUCAUUUGGAUUGGUUAGAUUUGUGAACAAUGUAUGUGUGAUGGGUUAUACUUUAGGAAUCUCCGUUAGACUGAGCAGUCUGUGCUCAGUGUGCUCUGUAAAUAUUACAUUUUUCAAUUGGGUCACCCCUAAAAUGGUGUCCCCCGGUGCGGCCCGCAACCCCUGCACCCUGUCGCGACGCCACUGUCCACAGUAAUUGAAAAAAAAAGAUCUGAUAGCUUAAGUCUUUUUAGUUCAUCAGUAGAAUUGCUGGCGGUGGAAAACUUUGUUGACAAUGCUCAGAUUUCUACAGCAGCGUUAUAAAGGCUUAUAACUAGGGCAUGAUGUUUAAACAGCAAUAUUUACUUAAAGUAAAGCUGUAGUUUUUUUUUUAUUUGUUAAAAGGAUUUAUCUCUACUUACAUUAUUUUGUAAUUUAAUAAUGAAAUACUUUUUUUUUUUUUUUUAAAUAUUUCCACAUGCUAUAGCAAAAACGUAUUUUAUUAUAAAAAGAAUUAUCUGUGUUAUCAUGUUUACUUUUCUAACAACAUUCAAAGUUAUAAGAAAUAUUUUUCUGAUAUUUAUUUAGGCAUUUUUAUAUAGCGCUUACCUUAAAGCUCUAAGCGCUUUACAAUUAUUAAAAACAUGUAAACUAUAUGACUAUCCUAACCCUUUUCUCCCCCUUAAAUCAAUAUUGUCACUAGAGUAGUUCAUUGACGGCUGAUUUAUAUGCUGGAGAAAUACUUUAGAGGCCAUGUGUUUUUAAAUUGUUAAAUAUUUGGCCGACCCUAACAUUUUUCGUGCCCAUAAAACUAUUUGUUUUUCCUCUAAAAAUUGUGAAACUCAAUCAUAAAUGUACAACAAAAUCUCUAUUUACCAUUUUAAGUAAAUUUUAUUUAAUGAAAUUUGAUAUACUGAUUACUUCAUUUAUAAUUUAACCAAACUUUUGCCUUUGUUUUCUACUUUAUUGUGGAGAGUUCGGACCUCGACCGGUUCGUACUUCGACCGACUGAUCAAGGGCCAGCUGCGUCAGAUCUCACACCAGGGUUACCGCUGGGACGACUGGUUCGGACUUGGAGGCGCCGACUGAUCUUGCAGCAGGGUACCGGCCAUCUGCCCAGGGUAUUUCCCUGGGACGACUGGUUGUUAACCAGGAGGCGACAGGGGUGGGGGUAGUGACCGACUGAUCAAAGGGGCGGGCGCGUACGAUUACAGACCUGGGAAAAAAAAAACUCUAUGGACCAGGGACUUAUAAAUAGGGACCUCUGGACGGGACUGGACAGAACGCGGCCGGACAGAGAAGCGGACAGUCAGGGAGAGCUCCGACGGUAGGAGAGGAGGGCAGUCAGAGUUGCGAGACGAGAGAAGGUAUAAGCGAAGUGUCAGCCUAAUAAAGAACAAGACUAUAAUCAUCAGAUGUUAUCGCAUGAGUUGCUUCCUUAGUGAAUGCCAGAUAUAGAUUGAAGGUUAGCAGAGAGCAAGCAAGGUUUCCUUACAAUAUUAUUAUUAUCGGAAAAUAACUCUUUUAUCUGAAGAAAUUUUCUUAAACUUUUUUUCACGCCUAUGACGGCACUGAGUGUCGUUAUUAAUCUCAUUACAAUAUAAACCAAUUUUACUUCUCGCAAAGUAAUUUUUUUUAAAAUAUGUUCUUUUUUUUUUUUUUAAAAGGAUAUUUUAAUCCCUCUCCAUUUUUCAAAAUUAGAUUUCACGUAUGUAAAAAAUUAUUGGGCUUUGGUAUUCAUGGCCAUACUUAUUUAUGUAAAAUGUACCCCACCCUUUGUUAACGCCAUUGAUUUUUCUAAAUUGGUAGACAUGGGUUUAUUUGUAAAAGACAAUGUAGCAUCUCUUUUUUAUAUAAAUGUAAUGUCGUGGGUUUAAAGAUAGUUCAUCCACGUGACAUUUUACACACCCUAUUUCCUACCACCGAUAUGGACGUACCUAAGAAGGCUACUUAUUCAUCAAAUUUAUUUCUUCAUUCUGAGGCGUAUCAAGCGCUGCCUGUUGCAAAAUGCAAGUAUCGUAUCAACCCCCCCCCCCCCGAGAUCAAUACAAUUCAAUUUACGGGAUUAUAGCUCCCCCCCCCGCCCCCUAAACGCAAGCAGACAUAUUUUUGCACUUCAUUUGGUUUGUUAUUAAGUGCAUUACUUAAUGCUAUAUCUCUUUAAAUUCUACUCCCCUGACUGAUUCCACCCCACCCACCCCUGACCGAUAAACGACGCUGCUUGGUAGCCAUCCAUGGCUUGACAUGUAAAUAGACUAAUAAUAAUACUAUAAGUAUACUUUUGGAAUGAAUAAAAAGUAAAAACUUAUUAAAUAUAUAAAAUAUAAGGCUAAACUUUUUCUGUUUUAUUAACAAUUUUUAAAAAUGCAAUCAUUAUAUUUAUUAAUUUGACUUUUAAGCAAGGUGAAAAUAUAUUAUCUGUUUUAUCACGCGCUGUUAUUAAACUCAAAGAAACUUUGAGCUUUUGCUAAAAAUAGGCGAUACUAGCUAUGACGUCAAUUUGCGUAUUUAUUUUGGAUCAAAUUAAUUUUAUUUUUUAUUUCGUAAUAGUAACAAUGCAAUAGCAACAAUGCACAAAAACGCACUAAAAUAACACAUGUUAUGUCAUUACGGUGUAAUUCUUAGAUCAUAAUUUUUUAAAUUAAAUUUUUUCCAUCCCUCUCGUAACUCGAAAAAAAUGCUUAAAAUAGUUCCUUUCUUGUUAUUUUACCGUAUUUGUAAUUUAUAAUAGUAAUACUUAAACAUUGUUAUUUAUUUUUUUACACAUUUAAAUUCAUUCAAUUUCCGCAAAAUAAUAGAAAACGACUAUCGUUUUUUUAAAAAGAAUCUGAACGUAUUCAAAUCACUUCGUCUCUUUGGCGUUAUGGUCAGCCUGGCUCAUUCUUAUAUAACUAUUAUCAGACCGACCUCUAACACUACCCUCCAGAAAAAAUCAGUUUUUCCUGAUACUAAUAUAACGGGGGAAAGAAAAUCAUGAUUACUGCGCUAAAUGAGAUGCUUUAAAAAAAUAUAUAUUUCAAGUGGGUUUGGUGCGUGAUAUUAAUCUUUUCUCUUCUAAAAUAAUUGGUGAAAAAAUCUAAAAUGUAAAGGCGGGUGGGUCGUUAUAUACAUCAGGGGCGGAAAGAAUGUGAGGUUGCAAGCCUUGUGAGAGGGGGGGGAGGGUGCACUAUUGAGUUUCUUAUAAAGUGCGAUACUUGCAAGCAUGUUUUGUCAAAAUUUCGGCGCCCCCCCCCCCCCCAACUGACCGAUAUUACAUUUAGAAAUGGAUUUGUUCGAAAAAAUUUGAUUUUAGAGUUUGUUUAAUUGACAAUUUCCUUUUCAUUUUGAAUAGUACCAUUCGAGAGAGGGAGGAAGGGAGGGAGGGAGCGAGGGAGGGAUGGAGCGAGGGAGGGAUGGAGCGAGGGAGGGAUGGAGCAGGGAGCGAGGGAGUGAGGGAGCGAGGGACGGAGCGAGGGAGGGAGUGAGCGAGGGAGGGAGGGGGAGCGAGAGAGGGAGGGAGGGUUUCCAGACGACAAUCCAUAUAUCCACCAUUGCAAAUGUUUUACGUGGAAGCUGCCGAAGGAGUGUCAGUAAAGGGAACUCGGUAUAAGCUCUAAGCAGAAGGUUUAUUGUGCAAUCAUUUAAACGAUUGAUUACGCCAGCGAGACGUGGACAGAGUACAACCAUGUUCUUGGCAACUACACCCUCUCCACCUACGCUGCUUACGAAUGCUUCUCAGCAUACGGUGGCAGGACAAAUUACCUGAUACCGAAGUCUUAAAUCAAGCUUUAUCAUCAUCCACCCGUUCUUGAAAAAAUGCAAGCCAGAAGGGAAGGAUGUGUUCCGAGAAUACCAGACAACAGACUACCUCAACAACAGACAGCUAAGACAGCAGACUUGUGCGACUUAUGAGACGGAUCAUGUAGUGCCCGAAAUGACUUCAGUUUUCGCAACAGAACUUUGGAUGUUGCCUUACUUCUCUCUUUUGUUUGACUCUAAUUUUCACAAGGAGUUCGUUUUGCGCAUCCUCUUCAUUGUGACUCACAUUUCACCGCUGUACUCCAACCAUAACGGUCAUAAGCAUUCACUAUGCAAUACGUACUUUGGAUGAUAGGUGAUAAAUAAGCAGUGCAUGCAUAUAUGCAUUUAUGCAUUGAUACUUUUAAUUCAAAUUAAAAUAAAAGUUAUUUCUCAAUUUCAGACAGCACUAGAAAGUCAGAGGCGUCCAUCAACUUCGGCGAGAAGACAACCAUUGGAUUGUGCCUCAUGAUGAUCGCUGCGACUCAACUAUGAAGGCAUCAAUGGAUUGUGUCUCAUGAAAAUAGCUUCAACUCAACUGUAAUGGCAAGAUCAGCUUCUUAAUGACUGAAAGACUAUUAUUUCUUUUGGAAGCUUCUAAAUUCUACGUGAUUUAACAUCGCAGUUUCAUUCAAAAAGAAUCCAGAAUAUAUGGGCCAAUAACUCUACGUGCAUCACAACCUUGAUUGAAAACAACAACAGCAACAACAACAGCAACAAUAAAUAAAGAAUGUCUCUAAAGCAUACAUACAGAUUUUUUUAAAAUUUUAGGCAAGUGAGAUUCAGUUUCUUGUAUGUUAUAUAACCUAAUUGUUCUGUA
Lymnaea stagnalis (great pond snail) is the source of this 16133-nucleotide messenger RNA. The record is from the annotation of a GenBank genome assembly. NCBI's taxonomy places the organism in Eukaryota, Metazoa, Mollusca, Gastropoda, Lymnaeidae.